AGCCGCGAGCAUCAACUUUGGCCGUGCUGUUAGCCCGGGCACAAAGUUACCCGAAGGAUGAUGCGCGGCUUUGCCGAGACGAUUCUUACCUCUCGGACGGCCACCUACAUUGACAGCUUGUGCGAGAAGCUAGCAGGCGAGCACAUACUGGACCCGAAGGAUCUGCUGGGAGCUUCCGAGAAGGCCUUGGAGAACAAACUCUCGAAUCACGCCGCUUUCAACUGUGGCGAGAUGGGUGACACCCUCCUUCUUCGAAGGGCACUGCCCAGCGAGAGAAGCGAGAGAAGGCGAUCAAGGAGCAGACGCCGACCAAACGUGGAUCACUUGCGAGAUCGCGAAGCUCGCGGCCCACGGAAGCCGGCGCUUUGGGCAGCUGUGGAGACGGGCGAUGCGGCAGCAGUCCAGCAGCUGCUUGACACGGCUCCCAUCGAGGAGCGAUAUCGUGGCUGGACGCCUCUUAUGAAAGCUGCAGAGGAUGCAAAUGUGGACAUCAUUGAGCUGCUGCUGGCGAAGGGCGCAGAUGUGGAGGCCACCAACCGGCGGGGCCGCGGGCCUCUGUCCUUCGCGGCGGCGCCGUCCGCGGGCGCCCGCGAGGGCGAGGCCGCGGCGGCGGUGCAGCUGCUGCUGGCGCGGGGCGCCGACGCGCAGCGCAAGGACGCCGACGGCCUCACGGCCCUCGCGCGCGCACAGCGCGAGCGCCCUGAGGCAAUUGAUGUCAUCAAGGAGUUUGAGAACAGCUCGAUUAAGGAAGAGAUCAUGUAGAAGCGUCCCCGAGAGCAGACCCGCAGAACAAGCUUGAAGGAAAGCACGGUCCUAGCGCA
Molecule: messenger RNA, 821 nt
Organism: Effrenium voratum
Lineage: Eukaryota; Dinophyceae; Suessiales; Symbiodiniaceae
Source: the annotation of a GenBank genome assembly